Cylicostephanus goldi is the source of this 726-nucleotide messenger RNA. The record is from the annotation of a GenBank genome assembly. NCBI's taxonomy places the organism in Eukaryota, Metazoa, Nematoda, Chromadorea, Rhabditida, Strongylidae.
AUGAUUAUUGCAAGGAAAACUAGAGAACACUUUGACAAGGAAAUGCCACAUGAAUUCCUUCAUAUUUACGGUUUAUUAGCGUUUCUUUUCUUUUCACGAUUUUUUGCGACACAGGUUAUUCAUGCGUGUACGAAUCCAGCUUCGUCCUGGUUUGAACCAUUGUUUUGGCAUACUCGUUCCUACAUAAUGACUGUAUCAAACAUUAGCGGAACAAUGUCAACAUGGUUAACAUUGAUGGUUACGGUAGAAACAGUUAUGUGCGUACUCAUGCCAUUCUUAUUUCGACAGUACUGCACAAAAAGGACCACAUGGUCCUUUCUGCUCGCAUCACUCACGGUAGCGACGCUGCUCAACGUAGCAAAUAUAAUUGUAGAAAGGAUUCUAUUUCAGAGCAACUCAUCUUGCUGGUACAUUCGAAGCAUGCAUUUGUUCAUAAUGCGAAGCAGUAGCGUCUAUGAAGUGAUACAAAAAGUCUACUAUUGGAUUCAGACGACCGUUGCAAUAAUUAUUCCUACAGUAGCUAUGCUCAUUUGUUCGAUUCUCAUUGUCAAGCAGUUCACAUUCAAGGAGCUUGGUGAGGCGUUCUCGCAAAGACGGAAGUGCGUGAUUCGUAUGACCGUUGCCACUACUGUCUCUCAUCUUCUGUUGGAGGGUCCGGCCACAUUGACACAUGCAGCCGUGGCACUGAAGGUAUGGAGUAUUGUCUCUAUGAGCUCUCUAUUAAGG